This is a messenger RNA of Solanum stenotomum, 636 nucleotides long. Its product is annotated as glutaredoxin-C1-like. Lineage: Eukaryota; Viridiplantae; Streptophyta; Magnoliopsida; Solanales; Solanaceae. The transcript has 2 exons. Bases 125 to 487 code for a protein of 120 amino acids. The record is from RefSeq and is a predicted model, not a curated record.
CAAAUUCCUUAAAUACCUUUUGUAAAAUCAUAUUUUAAUUUUUUCCAUCUAAUUUUAUUACCAAUACUAGUGCAUGCACAACUAAUUGAUCUCAACACACACAUACAAAAAAUAAAUUGUGACAAUGCAAUAUCAAAACACCAGGGCAAGGCAAAGGUCAUCGUCUUCGGACUCGUUGGAGAGGGUGGCUAGGCUAGCAUCAGGAAGCGCGGUGGUGAUAUUUAGCUCGAGUAGUUGUUGCAUGUGCCAUGCAAUAAAGAGGUUGUUCUGUGAGCUCGGUGUGAACCCGAUGGUGUACGAGCUAGACCAAGACCCGAAUGGAAGAGGGAUGGAGAGGGCGCUUUACAAGCUUCUUGGAAACUCACCCGCCAUACCGGUAGUGUUCAUAGGUGGUGAAUUAAUCGGAUCGAUGGAUCGAGUUAUGGCUUCUCAUAUUAAUGGCACUCUUGUCCCUCGUCUCAAAGAAGCCGGAGCUCUCUGGCUAUGACACUCUUUCCUUUAUAAUUUGUUGUUAAAAAAAAGGAAUGAGAAAAUUUCUAUCUUCGAAAAUAUUAAAACUUUUAUUAAUUUCCUAUUAUGCCCUUUGUCAUGACAAUUGACAUGCUCUUUGUAACCAUGAACAUGUCUAUGUUAAAA